AAAAAUAAAAAGUUCGCACCAUUUCCGCGUACCUUUCUGUGUAAAAGUAGAAAAUCCAGUUGGACCCAACCAGACCGAGUGAUCGCGAUCUUCAAGCUCAGAGCUUUCACGACAUCGCAACGUUUGCAUUCAAUUGCAAUCCAGCAGCCUUCAGGCCAUCUUGUACGGCAGUUCCGAUCAGUGGUUUACAGUGCAAGGGGAAAUUUGCGGUUUGCAGAGAGGCAGAUUUUCAAGAGUGGACCGAUAGUCUUACAACGCUGGUCACCACUUGUUACGAGGAACAAAAACGCAGAUACGCGAACAUCACCACUUGAAAAAUGAAAGUAGCGGUUGCAGUUGUUUUACUGAUUUGCAUUUGUGUCAUCGAGGCACGGACCAAAGCGGAGAAAAGAAAGGACUUUGAAUAUGACUACGACACAGCCGCAGCUAGUGCUGGUUACGGAGCAUCUUACUCUCCCAAGUCUGGAUACAGUGCCGGAAGUGGUCUUCGUUCGAUUGCACAAGGAUCGGCUGACCAAGCCAAUUCAGCUGUAGCCAACCAACAUGCGGCGGCUAAACAGGCUUCAUAUGUCGCGCAAAAUACUCUCGCCCAGGCAGCAGCCCAAGCCGCAGCUACCGCUCAAGCAGCUCUUCACGGAAAGCAAAUUUUACUGCAAAGUCUGGAACAGCAGAGUCUGGAAGCGCAUCAAGCGCUGGAUGCCGAGAUUCAGCAACUACAACAAGCCAAGCGUUCCGCCAAAGCUGCACAACACGCUGCUCAACAGGCGUUGAACCAUGUACAGGUGCUGACGGCCGCUCUGAACAAUGCACAGGUUGCUUCUGAACAUGCCCAGCAAUCUGCCAGUGAAGCCGCAGCCGAACUCGCAUCGCAAACGCAAAUGGUUGGUAGUGCCAAGGCACGAGUAGAGAACAUCGAAGAACAGUUGAACUCGGCUCGCGUUGACUUUGAGGCCACACAGGAGGCUGCCCACAAGGCGGCAUCCUCUGCCCAGGAAGCUCAGAACAAUGCUGCUGAAGCUGCUGCUCAUGCUGCCAUCACUCAUCGUAGCGGUACGGUCGCGGGCGAUCAUCAACAUCAACAUCAACAUAACCUUCAACAUCAACUUCAACAUCAAAUCCAAGCUAAAGCUUUCAAAGCAACAGGUAUACAUCAACAAGGAGAUGACAUCAACAGUGCCGAACAGGAAGCUCCGUCCAACCACAAAUUCAAUGAUUUUAAGCCUGCUUCCCAAUCUUACAACUACCCUGGAUAUAAAUAACUUCCUGCGAAUGACUGACUCAAACAAGUUUAGUGACCUCUCUAUGUUUUAAUAGACGAAAAAAGAUAUAUCGAACGUUUCAUUACAAGGAAAGCUUUCGUUCCGUAAUUAACAUCAUCGAUCAUUGAAAUGAAGAUGAUCGGCAUCGCUAUAUUACGCGGUGAAUUUUAUUAACCAUUGUGUGUAUAGCGAGCGUGAGUUGUAUUGAGAAAAAAAAAUCCUAACCUAACCGUCGGUAUGAAUUGUUCAAAACCCGGAUGAAACUUAGAUUCGAGAGUUUUCUAUACAGUCGGCCACCUAAUAGUGGCAAUUGUAGGGGUUUGCAGUUCAUUCAUAAGUACAUAUACAUUAAUAGUUCAUAGUUAUAUUUUGCCUUCCAUGAAUUUGCGUUUUUAAAGCCGUUAGUUUAUUUUGGCGGAUAGCAACCAAUACCACCAUAGUUGUAAGACACGAUGUAUAUUUAUUUACACCAAUUUGGCAAGUGAACCAGCAUGCACCCCCAACCCGGUUGAAUUCGCGCGAAUUUGGCUACAUAGGUCGAUAGGCGAUAAAUUAUUUAUUUCUAAAUUGAAUCUAACUGAUUUCGGUAGAUAAUUUUAACCUGUUGCUAUAUCUUAGAAAUUGCUUUAUGCUUUCGAAAAAUUCAAAUAAAAUUACAUUUUUAUUAAGUA
Molecule: messenger RNA, 1930 nt
Organism: Ochlerotatus camptorhynchus
Lineage: Eukaryota; Metazoa; Arthropoda; Insecta; Diptera; Culicidae
Product: putative cyclin-dependent serine/threonine-protein kinase DDB_G0272797/DDB_G0274007
Exons: 4
Coding region: 318-1259 (313 amino acids)
Source: RefSeq, a predicted model, not a curated record